AUGGCCCAGCCUCCUGUGAUACGUUCCGCAUGCAAAAUGGGACUUGCGUUUUCGCUGCUUGUUUACCCGAUUUGUGGUCAGGAGGCUAUGCUCGGAGGUGCUCCAAGCCCGAAUUCUCUGUUGCGGGACUUGCGCACCAUGCAGUUUCCCAGCGCACCUUCGGGCCAGAUGGGCCAACCUGGUGCAUUUCCCGGGCAGGCUCAGUUUGGUGCAGGCCUUGGCCAAGGAGGCAUGGCUGGGAGUGCGUUCGGCACGCAGCCUGCGCAGGGCUUGGCAAGUGGAGUCCCUCCUGGGACCCCGUUUGGGCAGGGGCUUGGGCAGGGCCUUGGGCAGGGCCUUGGGCAGGGCCUUGGGCAGGGCCUUGGGCAGGGCCUUGGGCCAGGCCUCGGGCAGGGCUUUGGACAGGGGUUUGGGGCUCCAAGCGUUCCACAGCAAACGCAGCAAAUGCCACCGCAAGGCUUGGGGGGCUUUGGUUGUGGCGGAAAUCUGGGUGGAAACGCAGGAGUGUUGCAGGGCAACCCAAUGAAUGCGGGACAACCAGCUUUUGGGCAGGGGCUGGGAAGUCCUUUGGGGGGAGGCCUGGGAGGAGGUUUGGGAGGCUUCCAGGGCGCUGCAACAUCGAUGCCUGCGUCCUACGCUGCUCAAGGUCUGCAACAGGUGCCGCAAGCUGAAGACAGGACUCUCGAGGAUCUCGCCUGCACUGUUGGCCCUCAAAGUGGUGUCUGGAGUGCUGCAAAGCAAAGGUUCCGCCAGAUCUUUCAAGACACACUGCCUUGGCAGCCUGCAGCAAGAGAGUCAUUGUCAGCAACUAUGGAGUCUGGCCUUCAGAUUCUCAUGUCGGCAGGUGCCAUGGGACCCCAGGCGCCUGAUGAGUGUGGCCUGGGAAAGCUGACCCUUCAACUCUUUGCGUUCGCCGCUGUCGAUGACCCCCAGGUCUUGCUGCAGCUGUUCAGUGCCCUGGAACAGUUGGCUUCGCCAGUGCUUACCAUGCUGCUUGACAUGCCGUUGGUAGCCUUGGCCCAGACUGGGUGGCCUGUAAUUGCUUUGCUGUCGCAGAUAAACCUGCGAAAACAACAGAUGGGAGCCGUCAACGAUGAGCGAGUGGACGGUUUGGAUGAUAUGGCUGGCCGGCAGUUCCAGGCGCAGCUUCUUGCAGCUUUAGCUGCCAAAGAUGGAGCGGCAGCCCAGGAUGCAGCGUCUCGAUACCUGUCGGCGACUCCGCAGGGACAGAGCGCGUUGGCACCUCUCACGGCGCUGGCGACGCAGGCCAUGGCGUCUCCAGACGCGCAGGAAAGGCUCCAGCUUUUGGAGGUUUUCCAGCGGGCUCUCAAGCAGGUCAUCGGCAGCGGUGCCGAGUUGGACCUGGCGUUGAGUACAAGGUGGCCGCUGUGGGGUGUCCUCCACAUUGCACUGGAUGCAUUUGCGGCUUAA
Molecule: messenger RNA, 1431 nt
Organism: Symbiodinium natans
Lineage: Eukaryota; Dinophyceae; Suessiales; Symbiodiniaceae
Source: the annotation of a GenBank genome assembly